AUGGUCACGGGCGGGCCUCCGCUCGGGGACACCCAGUGCACUUGUGGGGCCCCGGAAGACAGGGCCCGGGACACGGAGCCGAAGGGGUUGGCCUGGCGCCCCGCCCGCCGCCGCCCGCGGCUCACCUGCGCCCCCGCGCGCCCUGCGAGGACAGCAGGCCCCCCGCCCGGCCCGGCCCUCGCCGCCCCCGCCGCACUCACCGCUCACUGGCACGACUGCCCCCGGGGCCGGGGCCGGGGCGGGGGCGGCGGCGGGGGCUGGGGUCGGGGCACUUGGCUCGCCCGGCGCAUGGGCUCCGUCCGCGGCGGGUGCGGCUCGGGCUGCGGGCGGCGGACACCCGACCGGGCCGCGCACGCCCCGCCCCGCGCCCGUCCGUCAGCCCGGCACAGCCUGCCAUUGGCCGCGCGCGCCGGGCCCCGCUCUGCCCCACCCCGGUUGGCCGAGAGGCCCGCCCGUCAGAGGCCUCGGCCGGGCGGGGCUUCCGGGAGCUGCGCGGAGGGCGGUUCCCGCCCGGCUGGGCCUCGUGGGCCGCGGCCUGAGGGGUUGGCUCCGCUAGGGACGGGGUCCGGGGGAGACAACUUCUCCGGAAACUGCCAGGACUCUCCCGGGAACAGGCGGGACUCGCGGGAUGAUAGAGACCCCGCGGCGAAGCGGGUCCGCGGCCGGGUGUGGACUGGGGCGGGGUCGCCGAUGUCCGACUCGAGCCCCUGCGCCGCUCCUAGAGCCCAGCGCCGGGCCCCUGGGCACCUUCACGGCGCGCACAGCUGCGCCCACGCCCCCCUAGGCCGUCCCUGCGCCGUGCCGCGCAGCACACCCUUCCCCCAACUUCGGCAGGCCCUGCAGACUACCCGUCCACCCAGCUUCCCCAAAGCCCGGAGCCCAGCCCUGCAGGAGCUCACCCUGAGGCCCAAACGGGCCUUGGCCUCAGGGACGACCCGACACGGGCGCCUACCACCUGAGAAAGGUGGGCGCGAGUCUCCACCCCAGACCACCUUUGCGGAAGCCGACACCUGGCCUGCCUGCGCCCCGCCGUCUCGACCGCGUCUCACCUCCCCAGCUGGCCUACCGGCCCCAGGGGCGCUCCCGCGCGCCCCUCAACCCCGCGGCCGGGAGAACAACCCCAAGUCGAAGAGAGCGCCUGGCGAAGGAGGGCGCCCGGGACCAAGCCCCCGAGGCUGGGGCACCGGGGCCGACCCCUCAGAGCCCAAGGCUAGCAGCCCUGGGGUAGGUGGGGGCAGCAUCUUCCUAGGGGACCUGGUGCUGGGGUCCUCCUUUGAGGCUUAG
This is a messenger RNA of Orcinus orca (killer whale), 1284 nucleotides long. RefSeq names its product translation initiation factor IF-2-like. The record is from RefSeq and is a predicted model, not a curated record. The coding region runs from base 1 to 1284 and encodes 427 amino acids. The transcript has 6 exons. NCBI's taxonomy places the organism in Eukaryota, Metazoa, Chordata, Mammalia, Artiodactyla, Delphinidae.